AUGGUACUUGCAGCUUCCUCAUCGCCCAUUGCUAUCAACGAUACUGCAUCAUCUGCUCUCUCUUUUGUUCAGCAGCUUCAGCCGCUAAAGCACCAGAAGGAUAAGCUCGAAUUGGAAUUGAAAGUACUAACUCUAAGCACGCCAGGAAUGCCCUCCCCCCUCGACAAUAAGACGCUUGCACAUCCCACUCAGCCUUCACACGACAAGCGUAACAUCCAUUGGCCACAGGAUUUUGUUCCUUCUAUUCAAGGUGAAUACAAUAAGAUACAACUGCCUGAAAUUGUUGGGAGUUUUUUUAUCAUGAUAAAAUACUACAAUAAGGCGUCAAAGGACGCAAUGCUAGCUCAUCUCGAGUUACUCACAAUCAAAGCAAUUAGCUAUUUGUGGGUUAGUGUUCGAGCUUUUCACAAAUUUAUCGCGAACAUGUUGAGUGGUGUCAUUUGGAUUGGCAAGAUUUUAAGUCUAUUCAGGAUCAGGCCACCACUCUUUUCCACCAUCCACACGCGGUUACACCCUCUGUUGCCAAGGCUUGUUGACCUGUUUGUGCUCAGCAAGAUGCUGAUGCUUUUAAGGAACAUCAUCGACGCAGAGUGUGCAAGGCUGAUCAUCCUAUGCUACACUGCGCUAAACGUCAUACACCGAUUCCCUUGCAAUGACAGCUACUUGACAACGCCCCUCACUCUGCGACCUCUUGACCCAGAACGGACACAGACACAAAUCUUUCAACACUUCAGCUGUUGUACGACGUUUAAUUGCUUCUUGCCAUAACCAACCAAAUGCCUUCGGUGCUAAGCUUUUAGUUGCUACAUCGCUCUUGCUCACGAACUGGAGAACAUUACUCUCAAAUUAUUCCGAUACGAUUGUGGUUGAUUUUCUCCCUUAUGGUUGGCCUAUCAAUUACACCACAUCUACACUUCCUGCUUCAUCAUUACAUAAUCAUCCUUCUGCUUCGCUCUUCUCACGUGCAAGCCUAUGUUCACACUGAGUUAGCCUGGAAUGCCAUAGCCAGACCCCUCGAGUAUCUUCCCUUUUUCGAUGACUUUGUUUGCUCUCCUCUUCAAACGGUUCCCAAACGAGGUUCACCAACGUGACGGGUAGUCAUGGACCUGAGUUUCCUUCAGGCUGCUCCAUCAAUGACGGUAUUCCUCAAAAUACUUAUUUGGGCGAAUAUUUUAAGUUACAAUUACUCCAGAUUGAUUGGCUUGUCGAAUUCACCCUUAAGAAAGGUCGCAACUGUCAGUUUCCCAUUGAUCCGAAGGAUUACCAUUGACUCGGUUGUCAUUAUCAGGGCAAAUUUUAUUUUGUCACUCGUCCUUUCAGUUUACAUUCGUCAGCAAUGAUUUUCCAAUGCACAACAAAGGCGGUUGUCCAUAUCUUCCCCAAGCAGGGGUUCUUAGCAGAUGUUUAUCUUGAUGACUUUCAUGGCGCCACAUAUCCCUUUCUUGCUGCUUCGGCAUUUUCUCAACUCAGCCAGUUAUUUCAUCAACUUGGUUCGGAUUCUGCUCCUCACAGGGAUUCAUCACCUUCGACCUCUAUGAUUUGUCCCACAGUCGCCUUCCCUCUCGAGGUUCCUACUAUAAAAAUUGAGAGCCUU
This is a messenger RNA of Porites lobata, 1594 nucleotides long. Lineage: Eukaryota; Metazoa; Cnidaria; Anthozoa; Scleractinia; Poritidae. The record is from the annotation of a GenBank genome assembly.